Messenger RNA from Prorocentrum cordatum, 2067 nucleotides. The record is from the annotation of a GenBank genome assembly. NCBI's taxonomy places the organism in Eukaryota, Dinophyceae, Prorocentrales, Prorocentraceae.
AUGGCCGCGCUCGGCGCUCGCCUCGUGGCCCUGUCGCAGCUGCUGGCCGCCUCCGCCCUCGGCAUCCAGACCAGGUCCGCCAGCGAGGCCAUCAUGGGCGUAGACGAGCAGUUGGACAGGAAGGCCAGCCUGGGCGUGAUGAACAGGGCGGGCGUCACUCAGUAUCGCGGCCACGCGUUCCACGCGCUCAAGGGGGCCAAGAGGGCGGACGGUAAGUUCUUCUGGCCCGACGCAGCCAACCGCGAGGAGCAGGGUUACUCUGGCGCGAUGGACCUCACGGACAACGUCUCCUGGGGCUGGCACCACCCGAGCGGCAUCUACAACACCAUCCCGGUCGGCAGUCCCCUCAUCGACGACCAGCUGAACAUCUACAUGGGGGCGGACGACGCCAUCCGGAAGUUCGACAUCACGGGCGAGAUCAAAUGGAGUUACGCACCCCGAGGUCAGCUCGCAGCAGCGCCCACUCUUGUCGCCGCCAGCAGCAGGCGCCAGGCGGCCCGUCUGAAUAGCGACCUGAACGCGGAGGAGGAGGACAUGCUGCGGCCUGACUGGGCCAAGGACAACGCAACUUCUGUCCGCGUCUUCAAGGACUUCAUGGUCGGUGACGUCGUCAAGGUUAAGCCCGGCUUGAGCUACCGGGCAGACGGCAAAGAAUUUUACAGGGAAGGCGACCAGGGGUUCAUCACCGCUUUUGCCCCGGGAGAUGGCAAGGACAUGAGGGCUGUCAUCCAAUGGACGCGUACGGGCCAUAAGAGUGCGCUUGAUCUCCACUCUAUCAAGAACCGCUUCGUGCGCGUGCAGUCGAUGAAUGCGGAUGCCUCGUUGCCUCCCAUGCUCGUGGGUAGCACCACCUCCGGCUACGUGUUCGCCAUCGACCUCGAGAAUGGAGAGGAGCUCUGGGCAACCUGGGCCUCGAACGAUAUUGCUGGUGUCAAGGGGGCUGUGGCAGCCAAGGAUGGAAUCGUAGUGGUCGCAACCGACCGAUGCACUGACAGGUACUGCUACAGGUACCGCAACCAGACCAAUCCCCUCACGCCGGGUAAUUCCAUGGUGCGGGGCUUGAGUGCUGCGGAUGGCAGCGCCGUAUGGGAAUUCAAAACUAUGGCGCCUGUGUGGAACAUGGUCCCGCUCUGGGGCCAGGACUCCAACGUGAUGUUCCAGGAUGGGGAGGGCAGGAUGUACUCCCUGGACUUGCAGACUGGUGCCUUAAAUUGGAAGGCAGGUGGCGACAUCGGGACGUACACCAACGCAGCCGCCGCAUAUAGCUCUGGGCACAACGCCGUGUUCGCCCUCGGCGUGGGCUACUACGAUCAAGGCAUUCGCCCUGGUCACACUAACAAGCACUGCAACCCUUAUGUGGCACCGGGCAUCCUGGUGAAUUGCUUUACUUGGCCAGGAGCAAGAGGCUGGGUCCGCGGCUACAACGCCACGUCCGGAAGGAAACUUUGGGAGCAGACAACGCCAGAGCCGCCAGCCAGCGCCGCUGUCCUCAUGCUCAACAGUCCAAGUCUUCACACCCGCUUGGUGGUCACGAUGGGUUACAACUGCUGGCACAACUCCCCCACGCAGAUCUGGUCUCUCGACCCGCAUAACGGCCACAUCCGCUGGCUCAGGGAUGGCCCGACGCUGUGGUCUGGCCAGUGUGCCGGCGACAGGGACGGCGCCGACAUCCGCAGGGCUAUGGGCGGCCGGGCUGAGUGCCAUCCGAACAGCUGGUCUACACCGGUGGCCGAUUCGAACGGCGACUUGUACGUUGGCAACCAGGUCGGCGAGCUGCAAAAGUGGGGCUCGCCGACCGGGCUGACAAGGGACGUCCAGCUGCUCUCGACGUUGACCACAGGCCACGCCUUCCAGGAUGCGGCCAUCGCGUUCGGCAACGGUGUCAUGGCCAUCUCCACGUGCACGUCCCUCAUCGUCUUGCAGACUCCCGCAAACUACUUUGCGAACGAGACUUGGACAGUCACGGCUGCACCGAACGUGGACGGCAUGCCUGGGGCACCGAACGUCGACGGCCUGCCUGAAGGCUUCAUUCCCAGUGAGUGGCGCGUGAACAAAGGUGACGCGUGA